UCUUAUUUUGCUGAUAAAAAGCCUUUCUUGUAUUUUAUUUUUGUUUUCAAUACUUUGGAUUGUUUUUUUAAUAAGUAAGGAUUCAUUUGAAUAAAGAAAAAAGGCUAGAAUUAAGUAAAAAAGGAAAUUUUUGGCUAUGGUUGGGUUAUUAAGAUUAUGUAUUUUAUUGGUGAUUUCUGGUAUUGCAAGAUUCAGUAAAAAUGUUGGAGUAUAUGCAUCAAUAAAAAAUGAAGGAUUAUCUGAAAAACAGCCUACUUUUGAGGUAGUUUAUCUCAAAAAUGCGGGCUUUGUAGAGCAGUUUACGGAAGAUUGGAAAGAAAGAUGGAUAGUAUCUUCCGCACUUAGGCAUACAGAUGGAAAUGAUACGUUUUUUUAUGUUGGGGAAUGGAGAGUUGAAGAACCUCUUGUAUAUAAAGGAAUUAUUGGUGAUAAGGGUUUGGUACUUAAGACUGUGGCGGCUCAUCAUGCUAUUUCGGCAAAAUUUGAUAAACCAAUAAAUAAUAAAGGGAAGACGUUAGUAGUUCAGUACGAAGUUAUGCUUCAAAAUAGAUUAGAAUGCGGGGGAGCAUAUUUGAAACUUAUAACCGAAUCGAAUGAAGAUAUUCGUUAUAAGGAAUUUAGCGAUAAAACGCCCUAUACAAUUAUGUUUGGACCGGAUAAAUGUGGAGCGACGAAUAAGGUGCAUUUUAUUUUUCGACAUAAAAAUCCAAUUACGGGUAAAUAUGAAGAAAAACAUCUUAAAUCACCACCUGUUAUCGAUGAUUCUAAGUUUACAACGCUUUACACAUUGAUAGUUAGGCCUGAUCAGUCAUAUGAAGUUCGUAUUAACAAUAAAGUUUCUAAAAGUGGGAAUUUGUUGACUGAUUUUGAACCUCCAGUAAAUCCGAAUAAGUUUAUUGUUGAUCCUCUUGAUAAGAAGCCGGAAGACUGGGUUGAUCAGGCUAAAAUUGCUGAUCCAAAUGCAAAAAAGCCGGACGAUUGGGAUGAAGAUGAACCUUUUGAGAUUCUCGAUGUAAAUGCUGUAAAGCCAGCUGAUUGGCUUGAAAAUGAGCCAUUGAUGGUUCCGGAUCCAGAUGCUAAACCUCCUGAAGAAUGGAAUGAAGAAGAAGAUGGAGAAUUUACUGCGCCUUUGAUACCAAAUCCUUUAUGUAAAGAAGCAUCUGGAUGCGGUCCUUAUAUGCCAAUGAUUCGGAAUCCUAAAUAUAAAGGAAAAUGGAAACCUCCUCUUAUUGAUAAUCCUAAAUAUGUUGGUGAAUGGAAACCACGUAAUAUUCCUAAUCCUGCAUAUUUUGAAGAUAAUUCUCCCUCUAAUUUUGAAACAAUUAUUGGAGUUGGUUUUGAGCUAUGGACAAUGCAAAGUGAUAUUUUGUUUGAUAAUAUUUAUAUCGGACAUUCCGUAGAAGAGGCUGAACAGUUUGCCAAAACUACCUUUCAAGUGAAAUAUGAGUAUGAGAGGAAGCAAGAAAAAGGCAUCACUCCUGAGCCAGAAGUAGUAUUAGAUGAUGUUGCAAAAGAGUCAUAUUUCGAUGUUGCAGUAAAAAAGGUUACUACGUUCGUUGAUUUAGUAAAAACUAGUCCUGUUUCGGCUUUUAAACAGAUGCCAGGAACAGCAUCUACCAUAGGAGUUGUAUUCGUUACUUUUAUAGCUCUUUUGUUUGGGCUGGUUACUUUGGUUUCUUCAGGACAUACUUCAGCUGGGUCGGAGAAAGUGGAAGAUGAUCAUUCAAAAUCUGAUGAGACUUUGAAGGAUGACUUGUCUGAUGGUGCUCGUGAUUCUUCAGAACAAGUUACAUCUAAAAAACGUACGACUCGGCGUACUGAUUAGCUUUGGGGCUUUAUUUUCUAAAAAUAAAUUUUUAUUUUAAAUUAAUAAAUUUUAUUUUUGUAUUAGUAUAUUGCAUCUAAUAAGAAC
This is a messenger RNA of Pneumocystis murina B123, 1912 nucleotides long. RefSeq lists its product as hypothetical. Gene Ontology annotation, biological process: protein folding. Gene Ontology annotation, molecular function: calcium ion binding. The record is from RefSeq and is a predicted model, not a curated record. Gene Ontology annotation, cellular component: endoplasmic reticulum membrane; endoplasmic reticulum. The coding region runs from base 137 to 1825 and encodes 562 amino acids. NCBI's taxonomy places the organism in Eukaryota, Fungi, Ascomycota, Pneumocystomycetes, Pneumocystales, Pneumocystaceae. The transcript has 9 exons.